UACAAAAAAUUAAAUCUUUCACCUUCCCCGUAGCCACUGAGUAAAUGAAAUCUCUCUCUCUCUGACUGAGACAAAGUCGCCGACUGUGUAAAAUGAUGAGUCAUGGUGGUGGCGGCGGCAGCGGAGGUAACGGAGGAGGAGGAGACGCUGACCGUAUGCUAGCUCAAGCAGAGAAGCUACUCUUAAGCGGAGAUUUAAACGGUUCAAAAACCUAUGCGAUCCGCGCAUGCGAAGCCGAUCACUCACUCGUAGACCACGCCGAACUAAUCCUCGCCGUAGCCGAUACUCUAAUCGCCGGAGAAUCACGAAUCAGAGGAACGACCUCCGAACUUCCCGACUGGUACGCCGUGCUCCGUCUCGUUCGUUUAACUCACAACCCGGAACUCGUCGCCACUCAGUAUAGUAGACUCGCUGUGUUGCUUAACCCGAGUCGGAAUCGGUUCCCAUAUUCUGAGCAAGCUUAUAGGUUGAUCUCUGAUGCUUGGUAUGUCCUCUCUGAUCCUUCUAGAAAGGCAUUGUAUGAUAGAGAAUUGCAUCUGAGUCAGUUUGGGCAAUUAGGCCAAUUAGGGUUUCAGCUUUUCAAUCAAUCUUCUCAGUCUCCUCAACAUCAACCGCAGCAGCAGCAGCAUCAAUCUCAAUCGCCUCAGGAGCAGAAUCAAACGCAGUCGUUUCAGAACCAGCAGUUACCAUUUCAGCUUCAUCAACCACAUUUUGCUCAAGCUGUUCAGACUCAGUCUCAGUCUCAGUCUCAGUUACAGCAGCAGCAAAGGUCUCAAUUUGAUCAGCAGUUAUUGCAGGAGCAACAACAAGCAUCUUGGAGGCAACAGUUUGGUCAAGAGCAAAGUAGUGGUUCGAGUAGUGAUUGGAAAAGACCUGUGCAGGAAGAGAGAUUGAUUAAUUUGAACAAUGCAACUGAUAGGGUCCAAUCUAGUCGUCGUUUCGCUGAGCCGGAUCAGCUGCCUAGUAGAUCUUUCGAGGGAUCGUCUCAUAGGACUCCUUCGACUGAUUUGACAUGGGCAUCUAAGCCUACUCCAACGUCUGAGUUUGUACACCAUUCUGAUUCUGUGGCGUGGCAAUCCUCUGAGCCGGCUAGGCAAUAUCAGUCAUCUAGUAGGUCUAGUGAAGCUGCUCAACUCUCGCUGCUGCCUUCUGUUUCAGACUCACCUCAUGCAUCUCAGCCAACUCGCUCUAUUCAUUCAAAUGCAGUAUCUAAACCGAAGCAAGUUUCUAAGCCACAACCGCCAUUCCCAAUGUCUCAGCCUCCAUUAACCUCUAAGCCAUUCCCAUUGUCUCAGCCACCACCAACCUCUAAGCCAUUGCCUAUGUCUCAGUCACCACAGACCUCUAAUCCAUUCCCUGUGUCUCAUUUAUCACAAAAAUCUAAGCCUUUGCUGGUUUCUCAGUCAUCACAAAAGUCUAAGCUGUUGCCGGUCUCUCAGUCAUCACAAAACUCUAACAAAUUCCCGGUGUCUCAGUCAUCGUCAAAGUCUAUGCAAUUCCCUGUGUCUCAGCCACUACCAACCUCUAACCCAUUCCCGCGGUCCCAGCCAACACCAAACACUAAGCCAAUCUCGAUGUCUCAACCAUUAUCGACUGCUAGACUUUUUCAAGCAUCUCAGUCACCACCGGCCUCUAAACAAUUUCCUACAUCUCAGCCUCCUCCGACCUCCAAGGCAUUCCCGGUAUCUCAGCCACCACCAGCCUCUAAGCCAUUCUCUAUGUCUCAGCCACCACCGGCCUCUAAACAAUUUCCUACAUCUCAGCCUCCUCCGACCUCCAAGGCAUUCCCGGUAUCUCAGCCACCACCAGCCUCUAAGCCAUUCUCUAUGUCUCAGCCAUCACCGGCCUCAAAGCCCUUUCCAAUAUCAGAGCCAUCCAAUACCUCUAAGCCAAUGCCAGUAUCUCAGCCACCCGCAACUUCUAAGCCGUUGCCAGUGUCUCAACCAUCUCAGCCACCUGCAGCCUCUAGUUCUCUCUCUCCACUGCCUCCUGUCUUCAAUUCAAAUCAAUCAUUCCAGCCACCUCCAGUCUCUACUACGCCCUCUCCGGUUCCAGCAGGCUUUACUAUUCCAUCUCCGCCACCGCCUGCGCCAGUCUCUCAGCCAGCUCGGGUUUUUAACCAAACCCCACCUACUGAACAGACUCCAGAGAGCGGGGGUGCAAGACCCGAUUCCGAGCCAGAGGUUCCGAGUUUCUGGACGACUUGUCCAUACUGCUACGUACUUUAUGAGUAUCCCGUCAUUUACGAGGAAAGUGUGCUUAAAUGCCAAACUAAGAGCUGCAGGAGAGCUUACCAAGCGGUGAAGGUUCCUUCUCCACCACCAGUUACCGAAGAAGAUAGCUACUAUUGCUGUUGGGGUUUCUAUCCAGUAGGAUUCUCAGAAGUUACUAAAAUCCCAGUCGGUGGUUUCCAGUCAAAAAUUCCAGUCGGCGGUUUCCCCAAAUCAGCACCCAAAAAACCAUCUCCAAAGGUAUAUUAUUAUGACGAUGAUGAAAAUGAUGACGAUUCAUACAUAGAAUCAGAUCUUAGUGAGGACGACGACGACGAUGAUGACUGGCUGAUGAAUGGAUCAAAAAGGAAGAACAAUGGGAAGCAAAGUAAAGCUAAAGCUCCAACCAAAAUAAAACGUCCAAAAGCAAUUGAGGUUGAUUGAGUAAAAAUCAGAUAGGGAACAGAAAGAGCACAACUUCAGUAAGGAUUUCUCUGUUCUUGGCUCUGUUGUUGACUUGUUGUAGUAGACUAGUAGUAUGUAGUGUAGGGUAAAAUUUGCUUUCUUCCACGGUUUCCAUGUUCUGUCUAAGCUGCAGUAGAAUCGCUGGGUUAAGCUUAGAAGCAACGGUUGUAAUUUGUAAUGUUUUGGUGCCUCUUUUUGGAUUAACGUAGUUCCUUUUCUGGAGAAGGCGAGGAGAAUCAUUUUGGUCAGUUAGGAUUUUGCAAAAUUUAGUCUCUCGUUGUUUUGUUCA
This is a messenger RNA of Capsella rubella, 2964 nucleotides long. Its product is annotated as ataxin-2 homolog. NCBI's taxonomy places the organism in Eukaryota, Viridiplantae, Streptophyta, Magnoliopsida, Brassicales, Brassicaceae. Bases 93 to 2654 code for a protein of 853 amino acids. The transcript has a single exon. The record is from RefSeq and is a predicted model, not a curated record.